This is a messenger RNA of Acanthamoeba castellanii str. Neff, 1131 nucleotides long. RefSeq lists its product as uncharacterized. The coding region runs from base 1 to 1131 and encodes 376 amino acids. The transcript has a single exon. NCBI's taxonomy places the organism in Eukaryota, Discosea, Longamoebia, Acanthamoebidae. The record is from RefSeq and is a predicted model, not a curated record.
AUGACGUCGGUCGACGACCUGAAGCGGGACAAGCAGAAGGACAAGCAGCCCGAGCAGCAGCCGUCCAAGGCCGCCAUCGAGGCCGUCGUCGGCACCGCGGCCUCGCCUCGGGCCGACAACGUUGGCAAGGAGCGGAAAGUGCAGCAGAACGGAGGAGGCGGGGAUGGCGGAGCGGAGGCGAACGGAGCGAAACGGCCACACCAUGUAGAGAAGAAGAAGGCCAAGAAGGACGACCACGGCAAAGCGGAGAGGAAGAAGGAGAGGGCCAGGCUGCGAGAACAACAGCAGAAGGAGAACGAGCGCACCGCGACGACUACGACGACCACCACCACCUCGAUGACGGACAACGCCGACCACGGACGAGCACAGCACACCAACGGCCUCAUCAACAACAAGGAGGAGGCGCAGAAGAAGAAGGAGAGGAAGAAGGAGAAGAAGGAGAAAGUCACCAACAAGAAGGAAAGCAACCGGGAGCGAUCAAAGAGCAAGCCGGAGAAGGUCAAGAAGAGCGGCGUCGUCGUCGUCGAGGAGAAGGCGGAGAAGGUGCGACCGAAGACCAUUCACCAGAUUCUCGUCGAGCGGGACAAGGCGGUCAAAGAGCGAAAGGAGAAGAAGGCCGAGAAGGCCAACAACAACAAGGACGAGAAGGAUGCGAAGGAGAAAGAGAAGGAGAAGGGAUCGAAGCGACUGAGGCGAAGCAAGAAGACGGACAACAAGGAGAGCGAGAAGGAGAGCACGACGUCGGUGGCGACGACUGACGCGUCGGAGAGCAAGACGACGCCGCCCAAGAAGAAGAAGAAGGGCAGCAAGAAGAAGGAGAAGGAGGGCAAGGAGGAGGAAAAGAUGAAAAGCGAAGGAGAAAGAGAGGAGAAGGAAAAAGAAAAAGAGAAGGGAAGCAAGAAGGAGAAGAAGGAGAAGAGAGUGAGCAGGAGGCUGCGUCGGACGGCGGAGGACACGGUGACGGCGAGCCUCACCACGACAAGUCCCUCCAAGGCGGCUGCCGGCGCGACGACCCCUUCGAAGCUGGCGACGAGCCCCUCCAAGGCCGCCCUCAAGAAGGAGAAGAAGGAAAAGGACAAGCUCGCCAAGAAAGAGAAGGAGAAGCUUCUCAACGGCCACAACGGCGCUUGA